AUGAUGAGAGACGCAGCUCUCGAACUUCCAUCGGGCACACGAUCGGAUGAAGAGCUCAUCCUCGAAUGGAUUACCGAAGACGACAUCUCAAACAUCACGCCUGAGGAGCGAGCCCACUUUGUUCGAUGGAGUCGUACAUAUGAAAAUCUGCGCCUGCAAGGCAACAAAAGAUGGCAGCCCCACAAGAUGCGGAAGAUACAGUCAUGGAAGGACAAGAUAAUCGCCUUCACUAAUCGACGAAAGGCGGAAUUUUCUUACGUUGCAAAUGAUUCGACUGCGGCUCAGGCAGAAUCAUCUUCGCCUACCGCGCAAAUCAGUGCAGCAGUCGCGCAACCAGCAGCGAGACGCGCCUUUGGGAUCGCUGAACUGCGUGAGAACGUUCUCUGUCGGUUGGACGUCUACAGUCAAUUGAGUGCUUGGAGGGUGUCAAGCUCGUGGCACGGCACUAUCGAACACAUUUUCCAAUCUGACAACCACAACCGCCGCCUGUACGAUCCUGUAGAAUAUGGCGACGCUCAGAUUUCUGGAAAGACCCCAGCGUGGUUACAGCCCAGCUUCGAAGAACUCGAGAACUUUGCAGAAAAGGUCUGCGGGCUUGAUGGUCCAGGCUUCGGACUACUAUAUGCACCUGCCCGCCUAUCCCAGGCUAUAGCAUUGACGGUGAAGACUAUAGAUCUUCUUCAUGCCCAAUAUGCGCAUUUCUGGGCCCCGGCAAUGCCAUCUCCGUAUGGCAUACAGUACGAUAAUACCAGCUUACCGGUACCGCAAUGGCUGGACUUCACCCAAUUCCAACUCGCACCCUGCGUCGCCGAUAUCUUCGGAGAGCGGUUCCAGAUGCAGCGAGGCAGGUAUGAGGUCUCCCUUAGAACGAAUGCACCCACAGCAAACCUGCUAUUAGGCCCGGAUGUAGACGUCUUAGGUCUUCGCCGAUGCCUGGGCUCAACAUUUGCCACACAACCACCUUGUCAGACUAUCGGUGUUUACGCGGUACAGGCACAAGAGGAACCCACCCUGAGACUUCUCGAGCGCAUCCACGACAUCGAAGGCAUUCGUCUUGUCCAGCUUCUCGAAACACUUCACAAACAAACUGGCUCUCUUCUGGAACACUGGAAUGCGGAAGUCGUCAAAGUGCAGACAGGUCUCAAAUUCCAUGAACCGGCUGAAUUAUACCAAUUCGCCAUGAAGAGAAUGCAUUGGGCCCGAUCGACUGCAACCCCAAGAUUUGUCAUACUGCUAGACAAACAUACCAUGGUACAAGCGGCAGACUUACACGGGCACUAUAGUCGCGCGGCGUUGCUUUCGAACCGGUCAGACCGUGACGUCUUGACAGAUGAGUGGAACAAAAUGGAGUAUCGCGAUGAAUACAUAGACAGCUUCAUGGUUGCACCUAUAGAGCCAUCAAGAGAGGCUUUGCUUUGGUCUUCGGAAACGGAAGAAGAAGUAGUUCGCAAGAUCCAGGAAAGCGAACAGUACAUCGCCCAGAUUACUAUCCCCAAGAACAACAUGCGCGAUCAAAACGAGAAGAUGUCAUCAGGACCAGAAAAUACCGCUGCAGGGCAAAAGCACGAUCCUUCCAUCAAGAAUCCGCUCGUCAACUACGGACAAUUGCCAGGAUGGCGCCAAGAAAACCAAUACAUCGUCACCAAAUACUGUUCCGCCCGCAAUUCAUACCGCCAAUCCAUCAAAAGCCUCACAUACCUCCAUAAUGAGACCGGAAACAUCUACACCCACCUACUCUUCUUAGUCACUGUUUUGCUUCUCACCACCUACAACCUACCGCAACUAGGCGGCCCAAAACAGUGGUUCCCCUCCCCACGCAACGGUGAUUUAUUGGCAUUUUCUGCAUUCCUCGGCGGUGUGGUAUUGUGCAUGUUGUUCUCCGUCACGUACCACAUCGUCCUCGACCAUUCAGAAUCUGUGGCGACGGCUGGCAAGCAGUUGGAUUUUGCGGGCAUCACGUGUCUUAUCUGGGGCAGUUUGAUUGCGACGCUAUACUACACGUUCACCUGCGAGGUAGAGCUCAUGCGCACCUACAUGCUUAUUGUAAGCUGA
Molecule: messenger RNA, 2052 nt
Organism: Alternaria novae-zelandiae
Lineage: Eukaryota; Fungi; Ascomycota; Dothideomycetes; Pleosporales; Pleosporaceae
Exons: 2
Coding region: 1-2052 (683 amino acids)
Cellular component (GO): membrane
Molecular function (GO): signaling receptor activity
Source: RefSeq, a predicted model, not a curated record